CCCCCCCCCCCCCCCGCCGCCGCCGCUGCUCUUGCUGAGGUUACAUCAGACAUGACUACGUGAAUAACCAGGGAUAAGCCAAAGGUGGGACAGGAUGUCAGAAUAACGUACAAAACAUUUUUGAGGGCGAGGCCAGCACACCAUGCAGUCAUCAGGGCACCGCUUCCGCGAUGUCGAGCACCACCCGCUCCUGGCCGACAAUGAGAGCUACGACUCCUCCUCCUCCUCCUCGGAGGCUGACAUGGCUGAGAGGGUCUGGUUCAUCAGGGAUGGCUGUGGCAUGGUCUGUGCCAUCAUGACCUGGCUCCUGGUGGUCUAUGCAGACUUUGUAGUGACUUUUGUCAUGUUGCUGCCUUCCAAAGACUUUUGGUACUCCGUGAUCAACGGGGUUCUCUUCAACUGCUUGGCAGUGCUGGCUCUGUCGUCGCAUCUGAGGACUAUGCUGACUGAUCCAGGGGCUGUGCCCAAAGGAAAUGCCACUAAAGAAUACAUGGAUAAUUUGCAACUGAAACCAGGAGAAGUGAUCUACAAAUGUCCCAAGUGCUGUAGUAUCAAACCUGAGCGUGCACACCACUGCAGUAUUUGCAAGCGAUGCAUCCGAAAGAUGGAUCACCACUGCCCGUGGGUGAAUAAUUGUGUGGGGGAGAAAAAUCAGAGAUUUUUUGUUCUGUUUACGAUGUACAUAGCCCUAAUUUCAGCUCAUGCUCUUGUACUCUGUGGAUUUCAGUUCUUCUCCUGUGUCCGAGGGCAGUGGACUGAGUGCAGCGACUUCUCCCCACCUGUAACUGUGAUCCUGAUGAUCUUCUUGUGCCUUGAGGGUUUUCUGUUUCUCACUUUCACUGCAGUCAUGUUUGGCACCCAAAUCCACUCGAUAUGCAAUGAUGAAACGGAGAUUGAGAGACUGAAGAGUGAAAAGCCAACGUGGGAGCGCAGGCUGCGCUGGGAAGGGAUGAAAUCCGUUUUUGGGGGCCAGCCCUCCCUCCUGUGGAUCAACCCUUUCGCAGGAUUUCGGAUCAGGAGACUUCUGCUGCGGGGCAAGAAGGGAGGACCUGAGUUUUCUGUUUGAGUCUAACUAUGCUGGAACUUGCAAGAAUCUGUUAAAGUUGCAGAACUCAAUAUUCAGCACCAACAGAACAGAACAGAUUUGGGGAUACAAACAUCACCCCAAGACAGAAUCCUAUAUAAUAUUUAUUUUGGGGCCAGAGAAGGCUGUCUGCAUAUAAUCUGUGACCAGGUGAAACUGAUACCAGACAUUUGCUUGUAGCAAGCAGAGUUUUCUACGUUUGUUGUCACAGACAUCUCAUUAAUUCCGAGACAGGAACUGGAUCUGCCAUGAUCAGAGCAGGAUACCAGAGGAAAAGCACGUGGUCACACAAAAGAAGCCAAAUGUUGUCAUGCUACUGUAAUUUAUUUUCUGAGAUUACAUCCCCAUUUUUUUUUGUUAAACCCUUUUUAUUUGAUAAAUGUCUGGGGCAUUGCCUGUGUGUUUUUAUAAUAAGUCCUUGGAUGCAGUUGUCAAUCAUUAGGAGGAGCAUUCUGGUGGAAGUUGAUCUCCAGUGAGACACAGCCUUCUCAGUCCAGAUUUCAGGGAAUUGUGCUUUGUUCAGUUCUCCUUUCUCUUUCAGCUUGUCCCUCUGUGGCCCCCACAUUCCUCGUGUGCAGGUGGUGCCAAGGACUGGUGCCCAGCACAGAGGCACUGUCACACCCUGCCCAGUGUCUUCCCAGGCUCCCCAAAGCAUGGCCUAUGUUUGGCAGUGUCCAUCCCACCUGGCAUUGAGGGAAAGGAUAAAUUUUCACUUGUAACCUGGCUGGGGGCCACAUCCUGCCCUGGGGUGUGCAUUUCCAGCUCCCCAGGCAUUGACUACAGAGGAACUCAAGUGUGGACUGUGCAGGGAUGAGUGGGACCAGUGUCCUGCUGUGUGAGGUGACAGUGAGUGGACAAAUUGGGGGUAAUUCACUGCAAACACUUUGUCCUUGUAGGGUCUUGCUCUGCCCCUUUUUUACUGUACAGACUUUUCAUAGAGGGAAAGCUGUUAAUGAUCCCUUGAACAAAGCAGAGAAAGAGGCAACUUCCUUCCUUUCUCAAGUACAGCACAUCUUAAAUGUAGAAAUAUCUGCAAUAGAACAAGUUACUUUGAAUUUAACCAUUUCCAACCAAAACUACUUUGAAGAAAUGAGAGCAAUAUAGGUCUAGAACUGCUUUAUAUGGGCCUGACAAACAACAGUAGUGCUAAAAAAAUGUUCAUAAAUCUGCAAGUAAUGAAAUGCAAGCUGCAAGGUAAUAAAAAUCCAGCUAAAAGUUGAUUCUUUAAAAUUGACAUUUAGACUAUUUUUUGUAUUAUUCUUAACCUAUAAAUUACUGACCAUAUAAAGGAUAAAGCAGGAGCCUUGAUGCAUAGCUUGAAAUCGUGCCUAGAAAGUAAAUAGCUCCCUGUUUUGGGACUUGCCUUAAAAUUGUCCUGUUCUUGCUUUUGCUCAGCCAGUGGCACUGGUGACCUGUCCCACCUUGAGCAGCUCAGAGCCUGCAUUCCAUCCUUUGUGCACUGCAGGAGCUGUUUCCUUUCUCAGUGCCCUGCUUCUCCAUCUCUGCUGGCACCCUGAUCCCAGCUCCAUCAGUUUCUGUUCCAUGGGGUGCCUGAAGGCACUGAGGGAUCCAUUUCUUGUCCGUGGCCCUGUGAACAAAACUGUGCAAUACUUUGGGAUGUUUUCACUUUGCUUGGGGGAGGGUGGUGGUGAAUGCUGGACACUUCCUAGGUGAAAAUCCACUGGAAUUGCAGUCCAAUUCACAAAAUUAAGAGGGAAACUGGAAGUUCCACAGAAUUCUGUGCACAUUCAGUUGCACACCUUAAAGAUUGGGGGUAAAAAAAAAAUUGUCUGGCUUUGUCCUGAGGCUCUUAUUGUGUAUAUUGUUCACUGAGAAAAUCAGAAAAUAACACUCCAGGUGGUUGAACCCUGUGACUUGGCAAAUGUGUGCGUGUGAAAUCCGGUUUAUUUGGCUUUUCAAAUCCUUAUGUUGUAAUUUUUUUUUAUGUGAAAAAAAGAAUAAACUAAUGAAUUAAAGUCUUAGUUGAUUAACUUGUCUAUAUGUCAGGUUUUUUUCACAUGUAUUUGGGUG
Ficedula albicollis (Collared flycatcher) is the source of this 3115-nucleotide messenger RNA. RefSeq names its product zinc finger DHHC-type containing 7 (gene ZDHHC7). The record is from RefSeq and is a predicted model, not a curated record. Gene Ontology annotation, cellular component: Golgi apparatus; endoplasmic reticulum. The coding region runs from base 143 to 1066 and encodes 307 amino acids. The transcript is spliced from 8 exons. Gene Ontology annotation, molecular function: protein-cysteine S-palmitoyltransferase activity. Lineage: Eukaryota; Metazoa; Chordata; Aves; Passeriformes; Muscicapidae. Gene Ontology annotation, biological process: peptidyl-L-cysteine S-palmitoylation; protein targeting to membrane.